Molecule: messenger RNA, 3632 nt
Organism: Pipistrellus kuhlii (Kuhl's pipistrelle)
Lineage: Eukaryota; Metazoa; Chordata; Mammalia; Chiroptera; Vespertilionidae
Gene: AHCYL2
Product: adenosylhomocysteinase like 2
Exons: 17
Coding region: 64-1899 (611 amino acids)
Biological process (GO): L-methionine cycle
Cellular component (GO): cytosol
Source: RefSeq, a predicted model, not a curated record
GGGGCCGAGCGGGAGCUGGAGCUGAAGCCGAAGCCUGAGCCGGCGGUUGCAGGGGAGGCGGUGAUGUCGGUACAGGUCGUGUCCGCAGCGGCCGCCGCCAAAGUGCCCGAGGUGGACCUGAAGGACCUGAGCCCUUCCGAGGCGGAGCCGCAACUGGGACUGAGCGCGGCGGCCGUGAGCGCCAUGGUCCCUCCGGCGGGCGGCGGCGACCCCGAGGCCCCAGCUCCCGCGGCGGAGCGGCCCCCGGCCCCCGGCCCGGGCUCGGGGCCAGCCGCUGCUCUUAGCCCUGCCGCCGGGAAAGUGCCCCAGGCGUCAGCCAUGAAGCGGAGCGACCCUCAUCACCAGCACCAGCGGCACCGCGACGGCGGCGAGGCCCUGCUCAGCCCCGACGGCACCGUUACCGAGGCGCCGCGCACAGUCAAGAAGCAGAUCCAGUUUGCUGACCAGAAGCAAGAAUUUAACAAACGUCCCACCAAAAUUGGACGUCGCUCUCUGUCUCGUUCCAUUUCUCAGUCGUCUACUGACAGCUACAGUUCAGCGGCAUCAUAUACAGAUAGCUCUGAUGAUGAGACAUCUCCCAGGGACAAGCAGCAAAAGAACUCUAAGGGAAGCAGUGACUUCUGUGUCAAGAACAUAAAACAGGCAGAGUUUGGACGAAGAGAAAUUGAAAUUGCUGAACAAGAAAUGCCGGCCCUGAUGGCUUUGAGAAAGAGAGCUCAAGGAGAAAAACCUUUGGCUGGAGCCAAAAUUGUGGGCUGCACACACAUCACUGCUCAGACUGCCGUGCUCAUGGAAACUCUGGGUGCCUUGGGAGCUCAGUGCCGAUGGGCCGCCUGCAAUAUCUAUUCCACUCUCAAUGAAGUGGCUGCUGCUUUAGCAGAAAGUGGAUUUCCUGUCUUUGCCUGGAAAGGAGAGUCAGAAGAUGACUUUUGGUGGUGCAUUGAUAGAUGUGUGAAUGUGGAGGGCUGGCAGCCAAACAUGAUCUUGGAUGAUGGAGGGGAUCUAACUCACUGGAUUUAUAAGAAGUAUCCCAACAUGUUUAAGAAGAUCAAGGGCAUAGUAGAGGAGAGUGUAACUGGAGUUCAUAGGCUGUACCAGCUAUCCAAAGCUGGGAAGCUGUGUGUUCCAGCCAUGAAUGUGAAUGACUCAGUCACCAAACAAAAAUUUGACAACCUCUACUGUUGCCGUGAAUCUAUUCUUGAUGGACUUAAAAGGACAACAGACAUGAUGUUUGGUGGAAAACAGGUGGUGGUCUGUGGCUAUGGAGAGGUGGGGAAGGGAUGCUGUGCUGCCUUGAAAGCCAUGGGCUCCAUUGUGUAUGUGACGGAGAUUGACCCCAUCUGUGCUCUUCAAGCCUGUAUGGAUGGAUUUCGACUGGUGAAAUUGAAUGAGGUCAUCCGACAAGUGGAUAUUGUUAUUACCUGUACAGGUAACAAGAAUGUGGUAACCAGAGAGCACUUAGACCGGAUGAAGAAUAGCUGCAUUGUUUGUAACAUGGGACAUUCCAACACAGAGAUUGAUGUGGCGAGUCUGCGGACACCAGAACUGACCUGGGAGCGAGUGAGGUCCCAAGUUGACCAUGUAAUAUGGCCUGAUGGCAAGAGGAUAGUAUUGCUGGCAGAGGGCCGUCUGCUGAACCUAAGCUGCUCUACAGUGCCUACAUUUGUGCUCUCAAUUACCGCUACUACUCAGGCUCUUGCCUUGAUAGAGCUUUACAAUGCUCCUGAGGGUCGCUAUAAGCAGGAUGUCUACCUGUUGCCCAAGAAAAUGGAUGAGUACGUGGCCAGCCUACACCUGCCCACCUUUGAUGCCCACCUGACAGAGCUGACAGAUGAGCAGGCCAAGUAUCUGGGACUCAACAAGAAUGGGCCCUUCAAGCCGAAUUACUACAGGUAUUAAGUUCCUGUAACUCAAGCCAGAAGAAGUUUUAAGGAAUAGAACUCCAAGCCUUUUCUCCACUCCUAUACAGGAAGGAACCCAGCAAGCUGCUUCUCUAAUCAGCUGCCCGCCGUGCUCACCUUAUAUGUUAGAUUAUUUAUUUAUUAAAAUCUAGAGUCCUGCGCCUGUCGCCUUGGCCCAGAGUGGUUACUGCCCCGAGGGCUGUGAGAGCCGCGGAGGACAGGCUGAGGAAGGAGAGGGAUGGGUAACCAUUCCUAGUGCAGCUUUUGCAUUAUUUUCCAUUGACGGAAGCCUUAGCGGCGGUCAUUCUUCUCUUGUUCAGCCUCAGGAGUUAGUCCCGGGAUUCCGGAAUCCUUGUUUCCUGGGAUGUUUCUGGGUUGCAUUUUCAACAGCUGCUUUUCUCAGCUUUGGUUUGUCCCCAGAUGAGGCUUUUUGGAAGCCACUGUAUUAACAUGGCCCGGGUUCCCAGCCAUCAUCGUUGUCACUGCCUUCUUUAUAAAUUGGUUGGGAAGGAUUGUUAGGGCUUUGGCAAGCAGCCCCAAGAACUCAGCUAUCCUGUGCUUACUGGAAGUCUCCUGUACCCGGGACUCCUUUCAUCUCAAGUACUUCUGUCCAUUUUAACGCUUUCUGGUUCCAAGAGGAAUGUGCUUCCGUUAUUUCCUCAGCAUCUCUGAUAUUUGUCAGACAUUUGUUUAGCCAUCUUUCUAACCCAACUGCCCUCUCUGCUCGGGAAGUGGGAGGCAGCCCUACUGGGGCCCAUGGUUCUACUUCCUUGUCAUUUAACUGGAUGGUUUCCCAGGAAGCUGUCUCCAAAGUGACAGUCUCAGAAAUGCGAAACAUUACUUCCUGAAACUUCCUCUUGUUGCCUGAAACUGAGCAGGGGAAGGCAUACUUCCCAAGGGAUUUGGAGUGUAUGGCUUUGGAAAUGGGACAGGUCUUUCAGGCCCACAGCUUGACACCCUAAAGAAGCAGAAUGUAUUUAUUUGUCUCCUGGGAAGAUCUUUGCAGCUUAACUAACUGUAUAGAGAUGACAUUGUGAACUGUGUCCAGAUGAUCAAGUCAGUUUGGUUAGGUUGAAUUUUAUCAGACAUUCAGCUGUUGAUGAAACUGAAAUCUGAUGUUUAUGUAAUUUAGUCUUGUAUUUCUUCUCUGUUGGGAUAUCUUACUAUGUUCUGGCCUUUUCCAUCUUAUGGGCCUGUCAUUUCUUCAGUAACUCCAACAUUACAAACAAUUAAUAAUGUGAGCAGCCUGAAAUUUUAUGUCCCACCUAAGAGUUUGAUUCCUUUUGGAGACAGACCUAUUGGUCUUAGGGUUCCAAUGGAACCAGAUUGGAUCUAAGAGUUAAAAGUCUAGAUUUGUACUGGCCCUACAAAUCUUGAAUGAAGUGAGUCCCCUUCCCCCCCUUCCAACCCUGAUUAGACUCUCAGGUUUGUUUAGUUUUCCUGUUUUGUUUUGUUUUUUCCUAUCCUGGUCUGCUUCUAAGUUGAGACCAAGGUGACUCAAGAAAACACCAGACUAUCCAGGGUCACUGUAACCUUCCCACUCUAAUCUCCUCCCCAACCUCCACCUUCUCCAAAUUACCCUGCUCCUCCUGUGUACCUCUGGAAGCGCUCUUCCUUCUGGAGGCAGGGAGGAGGACCGUAGGGGAAUGACUGUUCGCUUCAUUAGAUUCCAUGUAGGCUCAGCCCAUACAGUCUGAUUACCCAAAGGCCGUAUGUCUUAGCAAGUACUGG